AGAUUAAAGUGUUGAUGCACAAAGGUCAAAGGUCACGUGGCCGUCGUCAUGGUGAAGCAGCAGCGGAGGACAGACAGGUGUUUUCUACCUGCAGCAGCGCAGGUUCGAUUCCCAGUGGGUCGCGUGCAGAGGAGGUCGCCGCUGACUCAGCAGGUUUCGGGCAGGAAGUGGGCGGGGCCAGGGGCGGGCUGCGGCUCCUCCGCCACAGAAGAAGACAGAGGUGAUGAAGGGCGGAGCCAGCGAGGAGACGCGGGGUCGGAUGGAGGUUCAGGAGAGACGGAGCCAAAGAGAGCGAGAGUGGACGGACUGAACGACGAAGCCGCAGCUCCGACCAAUAGAGAGAAGCUCCCAGCGUCAUGUGAUCAACCACGAAGUGAGAGCGGCUCCACAGAAGGUGGUGUUCCUCCUCCAGACCAGCAGGAGGCAGCAGAGAUCAGUGAGCUGGGCUCUCUGAAGGUAACCAUCCAGCAGAGCAGUGAGAGUCGUGAGUUCGGAGCGUCGGAUCGAGCAGCAGACAGACAGACAGCUGGACUCCACUGUCACAUCUGUAACGUCACCUGUCGCUCUCUACAGGUAUUUCAGGAACACAUGUCAGGAUCAGAACACCUGAGGAAGCUGAAUGAGAUCACACAAUCCAUCAGCCUCAACACACACACACUGCAGAACAGGGGGCGUCGUCCUGACUCUCAGCGUUGGUGUGACGCGUGUCAGACUAACUUCAGCGGAGACGUCAUCGUCCAUCGGCGGACGGAGCAGCACAGGACGUGUAAGCAGAUGUCUCGUCCUUUCUGUCCUGCGUGUAAACGUCACUUCAGGACGCCGCGAAAGUUCGUGGAGCACAUGAAGUCCUCUGAGCACAAGCAGCAGGUGCAGCAGGAGGAGACGCAGGAGGAGGAGCUGAUCACUGUGGACGCUGUCGGCUGCUUCCAGGAGGAGGAGGAAGAGGAGGAGGAAGAAGAGGAGGAGGAAGAAGAGGAGGAGGAAGAAGAGGAGGACAUAGAACUAGGAGAUGAUGAAGAGGAGGAUGGAGGAGAGGAAGCAGAGUGUAAAGUGUCAGAGGUAGAAACAGCCUGUCAGGCCGCUGACUCACAGGAAACUCACGACGACGGAUUCGACCCCGACACCACCUACGGAAGUAGUUUCGUGGUUCCUGUUUCUGGCUUCCUGUGUCGACUCUGCAACAAGUUCUUCUACCGAGAGACGACAGCAAGACACACACACUGCAGGACACACACACACUACCUCAACCUGCAGGCUCUCCGACAGACGUCUGACUCUGAAACGACGACCAGCUGACCUCACUCUGUAUCCCACAAUGCACCUGUGUGUCCAGGUGAUGGACGGCUGAUGAUGUCAUCGAGCUCUCUGAAGCACAAAAUAAAGACUGUGUGUGUGUGUCUGAGUGAGUGUUUGUGUGUGUGUGUCUGUGUGUGUGUGUCUGUGUGUGUGUGUUGGAUGAUAUGAUGAUGAUCUGUGUGUUGCUGCCAUCUGGUGGCCGUCAGAGGAACUGCAACUAAUAAUGAUUAAUAAUCUGCUGAUUGCUUCCCAAUGAAGAUACU
Messenger RNA from Scomber scombrus (Atlantic mackerel), 1559 nucleotides. RefSeq names its product cdkn1a interacting zinc finger protein 1b (gene ciz1b). NCBI's taxonomy places the organism in Eukaryota, Metazoa, Chordata, Actinopteri, Scombriformes, Scombridae. The coding region runs from base 49 to 1296 and encodes 415 amino acids. Gene Ontology annotation, molecular function: nucleic acid binding; zinc ion binding. The transcript is spliced from 12 exons. Gene Ontology annotation, cellular component: nucleus. The record is from RefSeq and is a predicted model, not a curated record.